AUGGAAGCGGCUGGAAUAACCUCCGUGCAAGCGGAGCGCAGCGAGCGGAGUGCGACAGGGAGGAGAAAGGCACGGUCCCAGGCAAGCGAUCACAGCGACCCCCGAAACAUGGCGGAGACCGUGCGAUCGCUCUUCGACUACCGGGAGCCUCCGACGCUGGACAGCGACGGGGAGGGGAGCAAGCCGCCGCCGCCUCGGGGACGGGGGUGUGGCCGAAAGAGGAAGGGAACCCCAGUGAAGGUGUGUGACAGGGUCUUCGUCACUGAGGAUGAGGAAGAGAGCCUGUCUGAACACAGCUACUGCCCUGGUGAUGGCCAGUACCAGGAGGGAGAAGAGGACAGGCUGCCCCCACCUGAUGGACCCUACUACCUCGCUGACCCCGCCCAGCUGUGCGUAUCGGAACUCGGGGAGGAGGGGGGGAGUGGGGCCAGGGCAGCUGUGCUGUACCCGCCGCCACCCAACUGCCGCAUCAGAGAGGUGCACUGUGGGAACCAGGUGCGGCUGGUCGUCAUAGCGAUCAGAGACAUCGCCAAGGGAGAGGAGAUAACCGUGGACUACAGUCUGACAGAGUGGGGAGAGAAUGCCAUGGGUUUCCAUAGCACCGUGUCGCCGGGCGGGUUCGAGUGCAGCUCUGACCCUGAGAACAACAUCAAGAAGGAGGAAGAGUCCGGUCCCGUCUCCCUCUCUCUCUCCGUCUCAGACUACCUCACUCCCUCCUGGUCCCUCUCUCCCUCGUCCUCCCCGCUGUCUCACUCGGAGCCCAGCGACUCGGACCGGGAGGACGAGGAGGAGGAAGAGGAGGAGGACGAGGAGGUGGAGGAGCACAGGGGCCGAAUGCUACGCCGGCGCAAGAAACGGAAAAACGCUUCAGGCACCAAAAAGAAGACCCCGCCCAGGCCCCCCGGCCGGCCCCCCCUCUCCUUCUCCCGCUCGCUCCCCUCGUCUCCGCCCCCACGCCCCCUCUUCAAAUCACCGGCCGUGGCCCCCACCACCAACAUUAACAACAACAUCAACAUCAACAUUGGGAGGGCGGGGCCGGCGGGCGUGGUGGAGGGCGUGGGUGUGGGCAUGGUCGGGGGCGGGCAGAGGCAGUGCUGUCUGUACUGCGGGAGGCAUUUCCGCUCGCUCGCCCGCCACCUGGAGAAGCACCACGCCCAGCAGCCCGAGGUGCGGGCGGCCAUGGACCCUGCCCAGUCGCAGCUGCGCCCCGCCCACCCGCACCCCGCCGCGCCCCUCCCCUCCUCCUCCUCCGCCUCUGCCGCCUCCGCCCCUCCCACGCUGUUCUCCAGGGAGAGGGAGGCCCAGGUUCACGGUGGGAACGGCGCCGUUUCCCUUUCUCUCUCCCUCUCGCCCCCCUCCCUCAGCCACGCCUCUCCCAGGAAGAGCCCCGCCCUCUCCACCCCACCCAGGAAAAGCCCUGCCCCUCCACUUUCAACUCCGCCCAGAAAGAGCCCGGCCCCGCCCCUCUCCACGCCGCCCAGGAAGAACGCCUCUUCGUCGACUGCACCGAGGAAGGGAGGCCGCAGGAUGAAGAAGGAGAAGGAGGAGGAGCCAGAGGAGAGGGGGAGGACCAAGGAGGAGGAGUCCUCUCCUCCCGUCUUCCAGGAGGUGAAGGAGGCGGCGGUGGCGGAGGAGAGCAGAACGAGGGAAGAGGAGAGCGGAGGAGAAGAUAAGCAGGGCACGAUGUCCAGCUCUCGGCGGCCGCACAUGAUGCCGCUGCUGUCGUCGCUGUCGUCGCUGGUGAUGUACCUGCGGCGGCUGCAGCACUCGGCGUUCCUGUCGCUGUCGCGCUCGCCGCAGUCGGCCGAGGCCUGGCGGCUGCUGUGCCACUCCAGCCUGGCGCUGCUCAUCCUCUACAACCGCCGGCGCGAGUGCGAGGUGUCCAAGCUCACCAUCCAGGAGUACCGGAACCGGGUGACGCCGCAGUGCCCCAUCCCGGUGCCGCCCGGCGCCCCGCCCGCCCUCACGCCGCUCGAGGCCUCGCUCUCACCCUUCGAGCGGCAGGUGCUGCCCCACCUGCCGCGGGUCGGGGUGCAGGGCAAACGGGGCCGCGUGCAGCCCCUCAUCCUGCCCCCGCACAGCGAGCCUUGCCUGGAGCUGCUGCUGCAGACCCGCCCGGGUGUGGGCGUCGACCCGCAGAACCCCUACGUCUUCGCCCGGCCGUAUCACUCCCCGGCCACGCCCCUGCGCGGGACCGACCUGCUGCGGAGCCUGGCCCGCUCCAGCGGAACCCGCAACCCGCGGGCGCUGACCCAGACCCGCCUGCGCCGGCAGCGGCUGGAGAGCUUCCUACAGAAGGAGUACCAUGUGACGCAGAGCUGCGCCGGGAUUAGCCAGGACCCGGGGCUGAUGGGACGCGUGGGCCGGGUGGUGCUCUGCGGGGAGAGAGACGGGGUGCUCUUCAGGGGCAUGAGCCUGCACCACAUCUGUCUGGAGCUGGAUGUGAUGUCGGGGAACUCUGCGGACUCCUUCUCAGAGGAGUCGGAGGGGGAGCAGGGGAAGGAGAAGGCGGGGAUAACACCGAUGAUGAAGAAGGCCGCAGCCAAUGGGAAAGCUCCCCGCCAGAGGAAAGGGAGCGGGGCCACUCCCCCCGGCUCCGCCUUCCCCACCCCCAACGGCCGCAAGAGGAGCCCUGGCCAGCCCAAACCAGGUAAGCGCGGGGUGCUGAAGAGGCCCUGGUCGGAGGCGGAGCGGGCGGCAGUGGAGUCGCACCUGACGCGGAACAUCAUAGAGAUGCGUGUGCCGGCCAAAGCUGACUGCGAGCGCUGCCUGCAGCACUGCCCCCUGCUGGUGUCCAACCGCCGCGACUGGAGAGCCAUCAAGUUCUACUGUCACAACCGCAUCCAGCUUCUCAAGAAGAGGGGCAGGAGGGAGAGCCUGAGCCCGGGGGAGGCCCCGCCCACCUGCUGA
Messenger RNA from Megalops cyprinoides (Indo-Pacific tarpon), 2910 nucleotides. Its product is annotated as serine/arginine repetitive matrix protein 1. The record is from RefSeq and is a predicted model, not a curated record. Lineage: Eukaryota; Metazoa; Chordata; Actinopteri; Elopiformes; Megalopidae. The transcript has 10 exons. Gene Ontology annotation, molecular function: protein binding. Bases 1 to 2910 code for a protein of 969 amino acids.